Molecule: messenger RNA, 720 nt
Organism: Nerophis lumbriciformis (worm pipefish)
Lineage: Eukaryota; Metazoa; Chordata; Actinopteri; Syngnathiformes; Syngnathidae
Source: RefSeq, a predicted model, not a curated record
AUGAGCUUGGACUUCAGGGGUCCGUCCGGCAUGUCGGGGGGCGUCAACAAGUGUUUCUCCAUAGAGGCUCUGGUGGGGAAGCAGCGGCAGCGGCCCGCCUCGGACGAACCUAUCCGGCCCACCGCGCUCCGUUUCCCGGAGGCCCUGCAGCGGCACCCCGCCGCCGCCGCCGCCGCCGCCGCCGCCGCCGCCGGGCUUCUACUACCGGGCUUUCCUUGCGUCAGGGCCUCGGACUGGCCCGCCGGAGCCCACCUUGGACUGCACGUGUUCGGCCGGCAGCAUCCCCCCGCCUCAGCCUGGAUUUUCCACAAUCAGCAGAGAUACGCGCACGCACUUGCAGGUGACGACGGCAUGGGAGGCCCAGAAAACCUCCUGCUGCACGGCACUUUCUCUCGGAAAGCCAAACGCAUCCGCACGGCGUUCUCUCCCUCGCAGCUACUGCGUUUGGAACGAGCCUUCGAUAAAAACCAUUACGUGGUCGGAGCGGAGAGGAAACAGCUGGCCUCGGCGCUCUGCCUCACCGAGACGCAGGUGAAGGUGUGGUUCCAGAACCGCAGAACCAAACACAAACGUCAAAAGUUGGAGGAGGACUCACUGGAGGCCGAACACAAGCGCUCCAAAAGCAACCAGCACGUCAACAGGUGGCGAGCCGCCACGCAGCCGGAACCGGAACCGGACCCGGACCCGGACCGACAGCGCCACGUCACGGGCCGCGAUUGA